Messenger RNA from Owenia fusiformis, 2379 nucleotides. The record is from the annotation of a GenBank genome assembly. Lineage: Eukaryota; Metazoa; Annelida; Polychaeta; Sabellida; Oweniidae.
UAAGCAACUUAUUAAUGUUUUUAAGUGAUGCGUGUUUUUCAGGAUUGUGUAUCUGUAGUUAGUUCAUCGGUAAUAUAGUGACUACACACCUACAGUGAUUGACUUCAGGGCUCCUUGUGUUAUAGAACUAGACGCUGAUAUAGAUACAUAGGGUCAUACGUCACCAGAGAAAGCAAACCGAAAGGCUAGGAUGGAACGACUUCCUCUUUAUCUAUUGGGGUUUGCUUUGUGUUUUGUCAGCUCCAGAAGUCUAGGAAUUUACAAUCUUGGUGAGGAGGUUCUUGUCAACGGAAACAUGCAGUAUGACAACUGGGAUUCUGAGUACCACUGGUUUGGACAACAAGCUACUUUGGUACAAGUCCCAGGUCUUGUUGGGAAUGCUGCAGCUGUCACGAAAAAGAAAAAGGUUCAUGGACAAAUUACUCAAAUUUUGAGGGAAGGUUUGGAGCCUGGUUACUAUUACAUGGAGGGUUACAUCAAACUCCUGAACCAUCCCGAAGGCGCGGAAUCGUUCCAUAUGGACAUGAGGUAUCGUUACCUUGACGCAGAUUCUAACCUCAAAUUUGUGAGGAUAGCAGAUAUUACUGGACUAAGAGAUACUGAUGGCUGGGUGAAAAUUGCCGGCGAAUUCCUGCUCCCGGCAAAUUGCUCUGGACACAGGGUGUUCUUUCUAAGUAUAAAGAGUAUUGAUCUAAAUUUUGCGGUUGACGAGGUCAGUUUGAAACGGGUAAUCCCCGAAGAUGAUUGGGAAGGUGCCGCCAAUGAAAUGAUCGAUGAAUACAGGAAAGGAGAGGUGAAUGUGAAUGUGAAUAUUAACUACAAUAUAGACCCGAGCUAUAUCACAUUCGGGGUAAGACAGCUGAGCCACGAUUUCCAGCUCGGGGCACAUGUUUGGUCUCAACUUAUCAAUGGAAACUGGAAAACAGAGGAGAUCAGAGCAGGCUAUCAGGAAUUUUUCUUUGAUAACUUCAACUCUGGGACGCCGACUAGUAGGUUUAAAUGGCACGUCGUCGAGAAAGAAGAGGGUGUUCUUAAUUUGGAUCAGCUCGACAAAGGCGUGACUAAACUUAUUGAGCGGGGUUUGAAAGUUGUCGGCUCGGAGGUUUUCUGGGACCAAAAUAAAUUCGGUUGGCCAGAAUGGUUUAACGAUAAGACAUCAACAGAGAGAGUGCAAUUGAUGAAAAAGCGUGUUGAUGACAUGGUUACACCUUAUAAUGGAAAGAUUGAUACAUACAUUGUCAGUAGAGACAAUUUUAAGUUCAAGUUUCAAAAUGCCACGGGAGACGAUGAGAUCGUUGAUAAGAUGUUUAAUUGGGUGGAAUCAGCUGGAGAUGGGUAUGGAGCUAAUCUAGUUUUGAGCGAGAUCAACGCAUUACGAAUGUCAAGUGGUACCUCGGCAUUUGCUCACAGAGCCAAUACACUAAAGUCUAAAGGUCACGCGAUUCAGAUUGGUGCCCAAGGAACAUUUGACAAACAAUUUGCUGUAGAUCCUAUACGACUUAUGGCUCGUUUUGAUAUACUUGCUCAAACCGAACUACCUAUUGUUGUCACCCGGCUCGCAAUGUCACGUGAAGAUAUUUUGAAGCGUGCACAAGAUCUUGAAACGUUCCUAAGAGUUGCAUUUGCACAUCCUGAUGUAGAAGGGAUCACUUUGGAUGGAUUCUGGGAUGGUGUGAGUGGAAGACCAAACAGCAGUCUUGUAGAUACAGAUGAUUUUGUGAUUAACAAGGCUGGGUGGACAUUACAAAGAUUGUUCAAAAAGGAAUGGAGGUCUGACGGUUUUCUGACCCUACCUGAGAAAUAUUUAGCGCAACAGACAGCCAGUUUCCGUGCAUUCUAUGGUGACUAUGAAAUGGACGUAAUGGUUGAUGGUGAAGUCGUUGAUACUCGCACAUUCAGUGUCCACAAGGGAGUCAAUACUGUUAUCAAUGUCGAUAUUGAUGAACCGUCAAGAUAGAGUAAUACUAAUGUGAACUGCUGAAUGUAAUUUAACAAUAACCACGAACUCUUUGAUUUAAACACAAAAUAUAGUAAACCUGUUUGAUUGAAACUGUGAAAUAAAAAUUAGUUAGUAUAGUAAGUUAUUGUCGUUAAUACCAGAUCAAAGUUAUUUUCUUUUUGGAAUAUAUUUGAAAAAGAUUCGGUGUAGUAAGGUGCACUGAUCCUACUCCAGUUUUGGAAAUCUACUUUAUAUUUUCUGACUCGAUUCCUAAGUCAAGUAUGAUAUUGAACAUAUCAUGUUACACUGUAUCUCAGUAUGUUAAAGGCUCUAAUAUAAUGAGUACUGAUAUGUGUAGUUUCACUUCUAUUUGUGCUAGAAUAUCAUAUAUGGAAAAGAUUUAAUUCCCAUGCCCUCUAUCAAACAUUCAUUGAAGCAAA